AUAGAUAAGUGAUGUCAUAAACGCGUGAGGUCACAAAUAAGGAUUUAAUUGUAAAGGCUAAACAUGGCGAGAAAAACACCAAUGAAGAAAAAUAAGAAGAAAGCAAAGCCUGAAAUGAUUAAGGCGCAAAAAUCCGAGGAUGUCCCUGCACUUGGUCUCCUUCGAAAACUGACUCACUCAGCUAAAAGCAAAAUGAAUUUUGAAGAGCAAGAAUCAUCGGGUGGUGUUGGAAAUCACGAAGAAAGUCGGCGAUUUAGCGCUCAAACACAACCUUCCAGUAUUUCUUGUGAUAAUGGAGACUUACCGGAAUGGUUUGUGGACCUAACCGAAGACAACGUGUCAGCUUUCAAAGAUCUGUUCGACAUGUUGGAUGCCGCCAACACCGGUACACUGAACGCUGACAGCCUCUACGAGGGGCUGAAGCGAGUGGACAGCGACAUCACGAGGGAGGAAGUGGAAACGGUCCUAAAGAAACUGGACAAGGAUGGAAACGGAGAAAUUGAUUUUGAUGAAUUCCUAUUCCAUAUGACCCAAGGGGAUCUUCUAGAGGGACUUGGGGGAGAGGACGCAGACAAGAGGAAGAAAGGGAUAUUCUCCCGUCGUCAGAGGUUGUUCUACACGGCCAUCACACAGUUCUCUCUAAAGCGGAGUCUUGGUGAGGACUUCCGGUACAUCACCAAACGUCAACCGCAUGUCCUCAGCCACUACACUGCAGGCUUACGUCUGGUUGGUCUCACUGAUCGUCAACUUGCGCUCCAAAUGAAAGAAAUGCAAGAAAACGCGCGAAACACGGAUUCGCCGUACGCCAAACCUCUGCAGUUCGUUUCUCCAACAACAGGCAGGAAAAUGAAAGCCAUGCACCGACCGGGACAGUUCGGCAAUAAAGAAUUCAGCAGUAAAUACAAGCUAAAAACAGACCUGGUCAACGUCACAACUCCCAAAAGAUCAACAUCAGAACAACCCGAAGUCAGAGAAGAACCGAAAACGGAUUCUCCAACAACGGAAUUCACCAACAGGAGGUUUCCCGGCGGCUUGGGCAGGGAGAGUAUAGUGACCAAACUUCCCGGCGGGGAUCUCAUCAAUAAGAUAAAGAGACAAAUCAUGAACAAAAAAUUCAACAUGUCCCUUGGUAUCAAAUCUACCCCUUUUGAAAACAUCAAAGAAGAAAAACCAAAAGAUGCGAAAACCAAAUGGAAGAAACAUUGCGGAUGGACAAUACCAAAGAUAGAACAAGUCUUUGUGCCACUUCCAGUUCUGAAAAUUAAGUAUCCCAGGCAGCAUCGCCCCACCAUUGACGAUUUGCCUAACAUCAGAGAGCAAGCCAGAAAAGCAAUGGAUGAGUUCUAUCACAAUAUGCAAAAGGCGUGUGUCGUUCAUUCCCUUGAACACUGGGAAAAACUUUACGCAGACACUAUUCGCCCGAAAAAGUUGCUGGAAAAUUUCCGCAUUGUGUACCGUGCGUAUUCCCCACACAAAGAAGAGGAGGCCUUCGUCGUUUGCCCCUGGAUGCCAGGUCCCCGUCUCUACACCAGGCGCAGAAUCAACCCCCUGAAUCACCAGACGGUCCGCCCUCAGAAGGCACGGUGUUGCUCGAACCUUGUCAUUGAUCCUCCAAAAACGGACAGCGAUAUGCGAUGUGCUUCCAGUUUGAACUAGGGUGCUCGGAGUUUAAAUUUUUUUUUAAAUCUCAAUAAAUGCUCAUAAAAUAGUUGUUAAAUUUUCUCCAUUUCAUUGACUUGUAUUUGUU
Molecule: messenger RNA, 1747 nt
Organism: Saccostrea cuccullata (small rock oyster)
Lineage: Eukaryota; Metazoa; Mollusca; Bivalvia; Ostreida; Ostreidae
Exons: 10
Coding region: 64-1656 (530 amino acids)
Molecular function (GO): calcium ion binding
Source: RefSeq, a predicted model, not a curated record